Molecule: messenger RNA, 808 nt
Organism: Linum trigynum
Lineage: Eukaryota; Viridiplantae; Streptophyta; Magnoliopsida; Malpighiales; Linaceae
Source: the annotation of a GenBank genome assembly
AUCUUCCCGCCGACUCAUGAUUAAAAACCUCCCGACCUGCCCUCCGGAGUCCGGCCCCGACAGGGCUCGCUUCCCGUGGCUAGACCUGAUGAUUGUCGAAUGUCGUGAUGACAUCGUUUGCAUUAGAGACAGACACCAUUCCGGCCAAAUCUCCGACAUCAUUCUCUGGAACCCGACAACAUCCGAGAUCAAGGAUUUGCGGCACUCCUCGUACAACACCGAAUGCACCUGCGAACAGUCGAUUGGGUUUGGGUUCGACCCACAAAUCAACGACUAGCUAGAAGGUGAUCAUGAAGCUGACAGGGGAUUUUUUUAAAUAGAAUCUUUCUAGUUACUUCGUUUUCUAUUUCUAGGUGAGAGAAUCUUUAGAAAAAGCAUUUUAUUUCUACCGAACUAGAACAAGAGACCAACUGUCCUCCUCAGGACGUGUAUUUUUACGAUUGGUACACCGGGGUGAAUACAGAUAGUGGUGUGGGCGUCUAUAGCUUAACGCCUAAUUCGUGGAGGCGGGUGGAUGCCCAUUGGGGGACCAAAAUCGGUAAUCCGAUCUGCUAUCCCCCGACGUACAGUGGGAAGAUGAUUUAUUCCUGGCACCCGGACUGGGUCGAAACGUAUUUGAUGUGGUGCGACUUGGGGACAGAAGAGUUUGGGGGCGCCAAUUUACCUAACCCAACCGGGAGGCAGGAAUGGAUCGCCCAUGCAUUUGCUCUGUUGAAGGAUUCGAUCCCGGGUGCUUUCUGUAAUUUCGAGGGCAGGAGUGUUGUGGCAGUAGAGGUCCUCGGGUCGGGAAUGAAUUGCAGUGUUCGAG